Linum tenue is the source of this 1954-nucleotide messenger RNA. Lineage: Eukaryota; Viridiplantae; Streptophyta; Magnoliopsida; Malpighiales; Linaceae. The record is from the annotation of a GenBank genome assembly.
CGGCUCUCCACGCGCUGCGAUUUCCCCAUAUUCAUCUUCUACUUAACCACACGCAUCCUUCGAAGCCGACGGUUUCAGUAGCAGUAGGGCUCCAGUGAAAAAAACCAGAGCCCUGAUUUCUCAAUUGGGUCUUCUUCAUCAUAGGCAGGAAGACAAUGGCUGGGAGUUCAAGGAAGUCCAAGAGACCAAAGAGGAGCCAUGUAGUUAAAGAAGUUGCUACACUGAGCGAUUUUCCUGACGAAAUUCUCCAUUACAUUCUGUCCUUCCUCGACACCAAGUCUGCAGUUGGAACCAGCAUUCUGUCAAGGAGAUGGAGAUGUUUGUGGAAAGAUGUCCUGGUCCUCAAUUUCCUCCCAAAAUCCUUCUGUAAACUGGCGAGUUUCAGAAAACAUGUAUACAGGCUCCUGUCUCUCCGCUCCCACCGUACUCCUGUGCGCAAAGUUAUCUUCGACGUACGUGGAUACAAAAGGGAUGAAACACCGGGGCAUAUAACGAGAACAAUUGAACAGAUCAUGAGAUAUGCUGCUUCACAUGGUGGUGGUGGUCUUGAUCAUUUGUCCAUUAUCGGCGAGGACCAGAAUCUGUGCUUCAGCUACUUUGAUGAGAACAUCACCGCUGGUAAUCAUCGCGCACCUCUCAAAUCUAUGAAGUUGGAGGGAUGCACUUUGUGGUGUAUCCAAUGUGACGACGUGGGCUUUAAAUCGUGUACGACACUGGGCUUCAAGUUGCUUACAACUCUGGAACUGCGUGAAUGCCCUCUGUCACCUUAUUGUCCAAUUCUGCCCUUUGAUUUGAUUGGUGAUCUACCUUGUUUGAAGUACCUGAAGUUAAUCCGCUGCUUUAUAGCAGAUCCUGACUGUUGGUUACUAAUAUCUGGACCUCAACUGCUUGAUCUUGAAGUUGAGUUUACAAAUCACUACCGCUUUUAUGAACUGAUUGCCCCAAAGCUCAAAUCUUUACGGUUGUGGGGUGAAUACAUUGAUGAAUAUCUACCCAAGUUGGAUCUCCCCAGCCUGGAUCAUGCAAAUAUCCGCCUCAAGUGGGAACCAGAACGUUGGGAGGAUGAUGAUCCAGUUUUCAUUGAGCAGAAUUCUGCAUUUGUGAAUUACUUGUGUGGUCUGCAUAAUGUAGAAUCUCUCAAGCUAUGUUUCGACAAGGAACAGAGAUGGAAGAAUGAUUGGGAAGAGCAACCCUUUCCUCUUAACAGAAUUAAGGCAUUAGUCGAGCAUGAAGCUUCUCCCUUUAAUAGAUUGAAGACCUUGACGAUACAAUGUGCACAUCAACGACACCCACCAAACAUACCUUAUCAAGUGAUUCGCUAUUUUCUCGAAGGCUCUUCGAAUACAGAAGAAAAGUUUGUUAAGUUCGAGUUGCUUGCUGAUUGAAAAGCGAUGCUGACGUCAAAUGGUGUCGAAACUGGUAUAGUAAUCAAGUAUAUUGGAUGAUGCAGAAGCUUCUUGAGAACGUUGGUGCAGAACUUAGAAUUGUUUAGUUUGACUUGUGUUUUUCAGUAUUUUUAUGUUCCUUCAAUGCUUAAGCAUGUAUGAACUAUUGUCUUUGGUUAUUUAGAUGAAUAUCUCCCGAAGCUGAAUGUCCCUGCUCUAGAUCUUGAAAGUUGGUUCAGGUUCAGGUUGAGAUGAUUGAUGAUUAGAAAGCGCGGUAAUGGUUGCAUUGUUGUCGAAUGAUGUCAGGACUGAUAGCUAGUACUAGUCAUGUUCUCUGGUUGCAUGUAUUGCGGCAGCCAUGAUGCCAAUUGCCAUGGGCAAAGAUCGAUCAGUUGUGCCCAAAGUGGUAGUUUUCUCUUCUGUUUUUCAGACAAUUUGGUGUUUAAGCAUGUACUUAUGAGUCGUUCAUGUUAGUUAAUAGGGCUCUGUAACAUUUUUUACUAAUUAAUGUAAGUUGGUACAUUCAUAUGGAAAACCUGGAUGAAGAGCUGAAUGAGGUGAUCAUUAUA